Molecule: messenger RNA, 678 nt
Organism: Talaromyces rugulosus
Lineage: Eukaryota; Fungi; Ascomycota; Eurotiomycetes; Eurotiales; Trichocomaceae
Exons: 1
Coding region: 1-678 (225 amino acids)
Source: RefSeq, a predicted model, not a curated record
AUGGAAUCCCCCACUACUUACUACCUUUCAAUAAACAUCUACGGCCGCGGUGACGCCAAACUCGGCGACGGGCCCUCCCACAUGGGAAUCGCCAUUUACGAGCACGGUUCCUUAACAUGCGAAAUGCACCAUAUACGCAACCCAACAGACGAGGACUUUAUCUACGACCCACGAACACAGCCACUUGAAGACCCCGUUCUUAAGGGUCGCUGCGAGCAUGCUUCUCUUACGUCUGAGCAGGCCCAAGAAGCUGCUAGUCUGCUCUCUGCAUUUGGCAACGACAAAUCCAACAUCCCAGAGUUCGGGGUUGGGAACUGCCAAGACUGGGUUGCUGCUGCUGUGGGAACGCUUGGGCAUGCUGGUGUUGUUUCUCCUGGAGAAGGGGAAUUCUGGAAGAGCAUGAUUAAUAAAAGCUCAGAGGAAAUGAAAAACGAGUGUCUUCGAAGAAAUAAAAAGUGGAUAGAUGGGCCAGAGUCGACAUGUGAAGGGGAGCCUGAUGCAAGGUUUAAUGAUAGAGACACAGUCAAGGUUGGGAAGUUGGUUCAGAAUGAGGCGUUUCGCGCGCGCAUGCAGUCGCUUUUGGGCUCCAAGGCUGAUGAUCAUGAUGAGACUCCUGUGGAACGGCCAUUUUAUGUGUCGAGUCCUUUCUUUAGUAAAAUGAAUGAGGGUAAUAAUUGA